AUGUCUUUCAAAGUCAUCAACAUCUUCGCUGCAUGCGCUAUCGCCGCCCUGACAUGUGCAGCUGCACCACAGACUGCGCCUCCUGCUACAGACGCUGUCACCUGCACUACUGUAGCUUCCGGCUUGCUAUCCGGACAAAACGGGGAAAUUACCGGAUGGUUCUUUGACGGUCUUGACGCAUUGAACUUCGACACCAGGACUAACGGCACAGUCAGCGUUGAGUUCCAAGGCUGCACCCCGAACCCCGGAGGAUUUGCCAACAUUCCUGGGGGACAGAUCAGUGGCCAUAUGUUUUUGCCAGAAUUCAAUCAGUGCAUGGGUGUACCCGACGAUCUCCUUUUAACCAUCUCGAAGAUUGAUUGUUCGAGCGUCAACGACGCUACCCAACCACCUGUCACAUGGGUCUUCAACAACGGGCAGAUUACCUGGAGCGGAAUCAGUACUCCUGACGGCUCGGUCAUCGAGGGUGGCGACUGUGGAACAGACGGCCUUGGACAAUACGGAUAUGAGGCUGUGAAGAAGCCUCUCGGCGUGCCGAACCUUGGUGGACAAGAGGUCAAGUGUAUUAGCAGCAAGACCGCGGCGAGGGCUUUCCCCUUCAUCUUGGGAGCAGCUUGA
This is a messenger RNA of Psilocybe cubensis, 618 nucleotides long. RefSeq lists its product as uncharacterized. The transcript is spliced from 4 exons. The coding region runs from base 1 to 618 and encodes 205 amino acids. Lineage: Eukaryota; Fungi; Basidiomycota; Agaricomycetes; Agaricales; Agrocybaceae. The record is from RefSeq and is a predicted model, not a curated record.